This is a messenger RNA of Dissoconium aciculare CBS 342.82, 1776 nucleotides long. Its product is annotated as HET-domain-containing protein. The coding region runs from base 1 to 1776 and encodes 591 amino acids. The transcript has 2 exons. NCBI's taxonomy places the organism in Eukaryota, Fungi, Ascomycota, Dothideomycetes, Mycosphaerellales, Dissoconiaceae. The record is from RefSeq and is a predicted model, not a curated record.
AUGCGACCUAUCGAACCAGAGCCAGGCAUGAAGUCCGGAUUCGACAUGCUCCGCUCCUGCCUCGAGACGUGUUUACGGGAUCAUGUCACAUGUGCUGAGGAGCAAGAUCUCGACUUCCAUCCUGCCCGACUUGUUCAUAUAGAUCCCUCAGACCCUAGCGGCCAGACUGUGCGGCUAGUCGCUACCAAGGACCACCGACCGACGACCAGAUACAUUUGCUUAUCGUAUUGUUGGGGAGAGGAUCCACAGCUUCUCACCAAAUUGGCCAACCUAGAUCAACAUUCCAAGCAGAUUCCUUGGAGAGGUCUUCCGAGAUGCCAGCAAGAUUGUAUCACAGUAGCGCGAGAAUUUAGGGUCGAAUAUGUUUGGAUUGAUGCUCUCUGCAUCGUGCAGGAUGACCGCACAGACUGGGGGAAUCACUCCCAGCGAAUGCACGUCAUUUACAGAAAUGCUCUCUUCACGGUAGCUGUUGUUGCUUCGAGUACAAGUUCCCAGCCUUUUCUUGGUCCGGACACUCCACAUUAUCGUGCGGAAUACGCGAUACAUAACAUCGAAACCUCAACAGGGUCAUCUGGGAAUCUCCAGAUCCAGGCUCGACAUGCCAGCGCCGCGAAUGAUCUUGGCCCCGACGUAGAAACACCUCUGUGGUCAAGGGCGUGGACAUGGCAGGAGCAAGUGUUUUCCCGACGGAUCUUGUAUUAUCUCGACCACAAGACAAUGUGGAAAUGUUACAUGUCCGUGAACUCCGAAGCGGGAGAGGAACAUCCCGAUGACUCUUGGUUUACGAAUGAUCUGUUCUUCGGGCGGCCGAACAGCGAAAAAGAUUGGUAUCUGAUCGUGGAAACCUACAGUGGUUUUCGAGGCCUGACGUAUAGCACGGACCGUCUUCCUGCUUUGUCUGGCAUGGCUUCGCACUUCGCCGAGAUCUGCGGAGGUAGAUACAUGGCAGGGCUGUGGGCAGAGGGCAUGCCUAUUGGCUUGGCUUGGGCUAGUAUAGUGGGAGUCUCCCCAGGUAUUGUUGGACCUCCACAGCUUAGUAAUGGUAUACCAUCAUGGUCCUGGGCAUCGGUUGGCGAACACGUUGAAUGGAAGACAUUCUGGCCCGUUGACAACAAGGCCACGCGCGCAAAGAUAGCCACUGCUAGUCUUUCAGACACCGAUGACUCGGAUAUUGUUCUGGAAAAUCGCGCCGAGCUUAUAGACUUCGAUUGCAUGCCAUCCUCCAGCAAUUUGUACGGAGAAGUUCGACAGGGUAGCUCGGUGACAUUGAGAAGCCAGACAACUCCUGCACGGAUGCUGGUCGAUGUAAAUGGCAAUUCAGUUAUCGAACGUGAAGGCUGUAUUCCCCAGAAGGUGUAUCCGGAUUGCCGCAUCCUCGGAUACGAUACGGUGGGCAGAGCACCGCGAACAAAACUUUUACACGACCAACAAACGCUGAGAAGGGCGACCGAGGAUGAUUUUCCUAAGAACGAAAGCGAAAAGGAUUCCGAUGAUCCUGAGACCCAAGAACCCUGCGAAGGCGAAGUCUUGUGUUUACUUCUUUACACUAACAACAAGUCAGGCAACGAUAUGUCGAUGUCAUUGAUCCUUGCACCACAUCCAAAAUACGCUCCUGCGUAUCAAAGAUUGGGAAUCUCAUAUGGAUGCUUGAAGCAGACCAACAACCUCAAGACCGACGCCAAUAGCGACGCCGAUAGUGUUGACGAGGGCGAAAAGUAUGCCGACUGGAGACAAUGGUACGCGGGCGGCGAGAUCCGAGAUGUCCGUAUCGCAUAG